CGCUUUCCGUCCGUACUACGAAAAACUAAAAACUAGCAGAAUUUAAUACUCUAUUCCAUAUUUGGUUUUACCUUCAUCAGACUUCAUCAAUUUAUUUCAUUAAAGGUGUUUCAAACCCUAAAAGUGAUUGAAAGUAUUGUUUUUAAGCGACAUUUAGAAUAUUAAAGGUUAAAGUGAAGCAACCUUGACCGAGACCGGUUGUCGGUUAUGUACAAAAAAUUACUUUCCCUUAAGUUCUUUUACCGGCGCGGCUAGGUAAUUUGAACGGCAGACCGAAGAAAAUACUGUAUGAUUUUUUAUUCGAGGAGAAGCAUUCAGUAAAAAAUGGGACAGCGAGUGUCGAGAACUGACUUCGAGUGGGUUUUCACGGAGGAACCACAUGCUAGUCGUCGAAAAUUGAUUUUGGAAAAAUAUCCCCAGAUAAAAAAUUUAUUUGGAUACGAUCCUAAUUUCAAAUGGGUAGUAACAGGAAUGGUUCUAGUUCAAUUUUUAUCAAUGUUUAUAGUAAAAGAUUUGAGUUAUCCUAUACUUUUGUUAUUGGCAUACUGCUUUGGCGGAAUUAUAAAUCACUCAUUAAUGUUAGCUAUCCACGAGAUCGCUCACAAUCUGGCCUUUGGUCAUGCAAGACCCAUGGCCAAUAAAAUGUUUGGCUUUUUCGCAAACUUGCCAAUCGGAAUCCCUAUCUCGAUCAGUUUUAAAAAAUAUCAUCUUGAGCAUCAUCGAUACCAGGGUGAUGAAAAAUUAGAUACAGAUCUUCCAACUCUGAUGGAAGCGAAAUUAUUUUCCACUACUUUUGGAAAAUUCUGCUGGGUCUGCUUACAGCCUUUCUUCUACUCUUUUCGCCCUUUAAUCACGUAUCCUAAGGUGCCAACGAAUUUGGAGUAUAUCAAUUUAGUCAUUCAACUUAUCUUUGAUGGAAUCGUCUGGUAUUACUUGGGUGGUAAAGUUUUAGUUUACCUUAUUUUUGGAUCAGUUAUGGCAAUGGGUAUUCAUCCAGUAGCUGGACACUUUAUAUCUGAACAUUAUAUGUACAAGAAAGGUUUUGAGACCUAUAGUUAUUACGGACCUCUGAAUUUCAUAACAUUUAACGUUGGAUACCACAACGAACAUCAUGAUUUCCCUGCUGUGCCAGGUUCAAGAUUGCCAGAGGUGAAGCGUAUAGCAUCAGAAUUCUACGACAAUUUGCCACAUCAUGACUCUUGGGUUUCCGUUUUGUACGAUUUUGUAAUGGACCCAGAAAUCGGACCAUAUGCCCGAAUUAAAAGAAAGCAUAGAGGUCUGGAAUCAUAGGACUCUAUAUUAAAUUAUUUUCCGAUGUACUUUGUAUUAUUAACUACAAAUCACUGAGUCAUCCAGAGAAAUGUAUUUAAUAUUGUUAUUUUUCUACUACUUGUGCCUCCAGAACGACCGAUACAGCUUCUAAAGCAGAAAUUCAAAAUACAGUGAAACUCCAGCCGCCGUAAUUAUAAUUUUUUUUCUAUUUAGAAUUAAAAGUUCAGAAAAAGCAGAUAAGAUAAUUGAUUAUCCAAUUCAACUUCCACUCAUAUAAGUUAACUAAUUUCAAAAUGCUUUACAAAAAUAAUUUUCUAAGAAAAGGUAAACUCUCUGCAUAAAAGCUUCCUGUAAAUAAUUAUAAACUCUAUAAUUUGUAUAGAAUAAGGUGAAAUUUGAAAUGAUUUUAGGGAUCGUCAAUAAACUACGUUACCGAUUAGUACAUUUAGUUCGUCAAUUUAUGAUGAAAAUCACUUUCUUAAUUUAUUCUUAAAGAAUAUCUCUUUUUCUUCUGUUUUCAAGAAAUUCCCCCUUCUUUUCGAUUUU
Messenger RNA from Belonocnema kinseyi, 1818 nucleotides. RefSeq names its product sphingolipid delta(4)-desaturase DES1 (gene ifc). The transcript has 6 exons. Lineage: Eukaryota; Metazoa; Arthropoda; Insecta; Hymenoptera; Cynipidae. Gene Ontology annotation, biological process: ceramide biosynthetic process. The record is from RefSeq and is a predicted model, not a curated record. Bases 325 to 1290 code for a protein of 321 amino acids. Gene Ontology annotation, cellular component: membrane. Gene Ontology annotation, molecular function: sphingolipid delta-4 desaturase activity.